GAUAAAUGCAGGCAUUUCCUUAUACUAUAUCUUUCAUUCAGAGGAAACAGACUGAAAAUAGCUGCAGCUCUCAAAGUCUCCUUGUAAUUAUCAGUUGGCAGCGACAGUGGGAAGAGGGUUUGUGUGCACAUGUCAGACAGUCAAAGAAAAAUAGGAAGAAGAGAGAGUAUAAAGACAGGGCGAGUCACUCAGUCAAAGCAAAAUGAUCUCACCUCACUGGUCUUUCUUGUUGGUCUGCUUCAGUGCGUAAGAUAUGAGGAACACGCAUGAGCCCUCUCCUGUCAUCACGGGUGAUAUCGAAGACGAAGAAAUGGAAUUAAUACAAUCCUUUUGUAUUGAAUCCAUGGAAAUUUGGUGAAAAGGAGACUUUUUAAGGACAAAAGGAGACUCUAGCCUGGAACUGUUUUGUGUUUGGCUCCUUGUACCAAACAACAGGAAAAGAGACCAAUUUCUGCUGCAUUAUAAAGUAAGUGGACGCAAUAUGACAACAAGCUAUGUAUGAGAAGAGGCAUUGUGGAGAUUAACAUAUAUUUGCAAUGAAUACCUGUCAGCAUGAUAGGGAAGGUACCACAUUUCCAUGAAAAGGAAAGCAGUCCUCCCAGGGGUCUCCCAAACAAAAGCUGGACUGGUGACAUGAUUUACAAAUCUUUCCGGGAUGGUCUUCAGGCUCAGCACGUCACCACACUGGGAACCAAUCCUUGUUUAGCUGGACACAUCAAAUUAAUCACAUAUGUUUCUGUGACUUCUGGAUUUGAUAUAUUGAAGUUUUGGUUCUAGAUGUCUCAGUCACAUCCUCCACCAGACUCGCAGGCCCUGCUGCAGUCUAUGCUGCAGAAACUGAAGCUCCAGCCUGGAAGACAGGGUCAGACAUCUGCACAAUCACCUGUGGACUUCUCUGCCGGUUCCGUAUCAGGGCAAGUUGGGGAGACAGGAGUAUCCAACGUCCAGCAAGUUGCCAACAGUCCCGUGAAUGCGUUUGGUGUUAAUGGAGGUGCCUCAAAAGAGUUCAGGAUCUCUGCAAGCCCUGGGAACAGUAACUUUGAAAUGCAGCAACCACGUCCUCAAAUUGAAGCAAGUGGACAUCCAGGUUCCUUCCUUUUUCCAAAAGUCCACACUGAUGGUGACACGGGUGAGAACUAUGUUCUGGGACAGGCCACAUGGCCCAGGGUCAUCCCGGUGGGAGGGACAGGGCAGGUGUUUCCUGCUAAAACACCUAAGGAUGCUGAUCUCACUUCCUCUGAGUGGACAGAAGGGGAGAUGAUGAGUUUUGGCAGCAUUUCACUGAAAGGUCACAUCUCUCCUAUUGCAGACUCUUUUUCAGGCACAAGACUAAAUCAGAACCAGGUCCAUGGGCUUGCACCUAAAGGUAAUUUCUGGUCCACAGAAAGCAUAUUUUCUGAAACAGUUGGUCAAGAGAAUAAAGGGCUGCAUUUGGGAAAUGGAGGAAGUGGAGGUUUGGAGCAAAAUAAAUACACGCAGAUUGUGUCAAGUAGCCAAAACACAGCAAACGGCAGGAGAAAGCAGCGAUCAUCUGAGAAUAAAACAAAAAGAUGGACACAGAAGAUUAAGGAGAGAUGGAAGGACAGACAAGCGAGUUCUGGCAAAAAGGGAAAAGAGGACGGAGGGAUAGCGGACCAGAGGAUCGGGCAAGGAACCUGGGUACAGAUGGGAGAAAAUGUCAUCAGCAUGCCACAAAAGGAAGAAAGCAAAACAAUUCCUGCACAAACGGAGGAAGACACUACCGACAACAACAACAGGUCCACCAGUGAUUUUGAGAUCGGCCUCGGGUCUUUCAGUCUGCUGGAUGAGAUAGUCAAGGGUCAAGAGUGGGCCAAGUUCAUAAACCCCAACGUUUCAUCCACCUUAGUGAAUCACAGACCAUCACAGCAGUCGCUGAUCCACCCGAAAGUUCAACCAUGUCAUCACAGUACUGAUCAGUCACCUGGGAUUUUGAACCAGCUUGCAGGUGGGCACGACCAGUUCCCACCUGCAAGCAUGGGCCCUGGUGGUUUCACGACCGCCGAAUCAUCACCAGCUACAGUCUUGAGCAUGGCACAGUCAUGGCCUCAUACUUUCCCGCCUGUCAGCAUGGACCUACAGAGUAUUCAAAGAGAGACUGGCCGUUCAGAAGCAAUGGAAGAUGGUCAGAACCAGUCAGGUUUUCAAGGAGGCGGUGGCCAGGAGCUGCGUCUUAGACCUUCAUCAUUUAUACAGCCUGCAGAAACUCCAUACAGUUCAGUGGUAAAAAGCAGACUCCUGACCAGAAAGAGGCAGCAUCACUCAGCUGUGGGAACGGAUCAGAGGCUUCACUUAAAGGGAAUAAGUGAUGGAGAAGAAGCAGAACAAGCAAGGUCAACGUGUUCACCGCGUCCAUCCAGCUGCUACACGAUGGAUAAAACCGGAGAGUUGCAGCAGGAUACUGUUAUAUCUUUAUACAGCCAAAACUCUCCUGCCUCGCCAUCUUUGUCCUCGUCUAACCCUUUUGCUCCUGCGCCCAGGGGUGUCCUCAGACACAGUAUGUCCCAGGUGUCAGAGGCCUCAAUGGAAACGAUCACAAAAAGGAGACGGGUUGAGGAGAACCGACGGGUACAUUUCUCCGAGGACUUAGUGACCAUCUCAUCUCCAGACAUGGACCUGGAUGAUUCAGAUUCAGAGGAGGAUUCAGGAGCAGAGGAGGACUCAAUGACGGAGCAGGAUUGUGAAGCGGCCCGGGCAGUGAGUGCGGAGGUGGCAUCGGUCCGUCGGCCUGUCCUUCCUGCCUGGAUACAGGCACUGAAGAAGAGGAAUAGAGGGAGGAAGCACAGAUAAGGACUUUUAACCACUGACCUUCUUAGGUCAUCUAAUUUACUGAGACGGUCUGUAUCAGAAGAGAUUUCUCUGCGGUUGAAAUAUUGUAGAAAAGUGUGUUUUCAGAAGUCUAGUCAGACCAACAGAGUCACAGCUCUUAAACAUGUGGGCUGCAUUGCAAUCUAAUGUUUUUAUACUCAUUCUCUGAAAUGUUUGAUUUUUAAGAUUAAAAAGAGUAUUAAAAACCAAGUUUAAUCCUCUGUGGAGAAUUGGUCCUCUUACCACACCUUCUUCCUCUGUCACCCUGCUUUUUAAACUUGUAAUAACGUGAAGAACUUUGAUAUUUAUCUAUAGACUAUCAGUUUAAUUUAAAAUGAUUUUGCCUUUAUUUUUUGUUGUUUUUUUUUUUUUUCAAAAAAAAGUGCAGUUCCAUCUUUUUCUGGACUGCAUUUAAUUUUAAUCCAGUUUACUGUUGUGUUUUUUUUACAUAUUCUUCUACCACUUUCAUUAGUUUCAGACCCAUCAGCAGCAGACUGCUUUCUGCUUGACCGUCUGGAUCACUGACUCUGAACAUAUCCUGUCUCUUGAUAAUGGCUCCCUGUCAGUCCAAUGCAGAAACUGAUCCCAGAGGAGGAAGGACAUGUGAUAUGGCGCUGAAGUGCCAGCUAAAGACAGUCAGCAGAUUCUGACUGACUGUUGCUCUUCAUCCCAGUCAUGUGCAUCAUCAUCAUCAACAUCAUGUACAUAUCAUUGAUAUAGAACAAAUAUGUCAUGACUGUUAUAUACUUUUUAAAAUCUCAGGAUUCACAAUCUUUAAGAAUAUUAAAGUUUUAUAUUAGAAUUUAAGGAGAAUAUUAAAAGAGCAGUUCAACAA
This is a messenger RNA of Cololabis saira (Pacific saury), 3661 nucleotides long. RefSeq lists its product as uncharacterized. NCBI's taxonomy places the organism in Eukaryota, Metazoa, Chordata, Actinopteri, Beloniformes, Belonidae. The transcript has 6 exons. Bases 778 to 2808 code for a protein of 676 amino acids. The record is from RefSeq and is a predicted model, not a curated record.